AAUUCUAUAUAAUAACAAUCUCAAGUUUUUUCCAUUGAUUCAGUUUUAAUAUAUAUGAUUGUCACAAUUCCUAACUGCAGAUUUUUACUCACAUGAUUCAUUGAAAUCAUUGUUUUCUCAGCUGAUCCUGCAGGCAUACACCUUCAGAUAACUGGCAUUUUAAUGUUUAUUGAUUCUGAUGCAUAACAGUAUUUGCAGCCACCCACACAGCCUGCCACCUACCCCCAAGGAAAUCUUGUGUCUAACAUUUGACAACUUAAAAUUGCAAAACUAGAAAACAUCUACUAUUAUUCAUUUGUUUUUGUUUUAUUUUGUCAUUAUUUUUAGUGCAGACAUAUAUGAAUCUGUCUCAUAAAAGUACCUUUACUGUGGUUAUAAUUUUUUUUUUACAAGUAACUGUUGUGUGGUUUGUCAUAUCCAAGAAUGCACCUUAAUCAUUCAAUAUACAGUUGUUUUUCCAGGAACACAACCCAAUCUUAGAACAAGGGGUACCUGCAUAAACAUAUAUUUUCUCUGCAUAAUGGUGUACAGGAUUUUUGCCUCCUAAUAUGAAACCAUACAAUUUCUUCCAUCAUCAUGAUCAGUAGUGACCCUGUUUUUUGUAGAUAGUGUUUGGAGUUUCUAAAAAGCAAUGUGACCAUUCUGAAAAGUGUUCUAGGCAAUGACAGUACAGGGAAGCCUUGUCCAUAUCUUCUCCUUUUAGUACAAGUGUUGUGUCCCUCAUAGUUGUAUUUUUUAUAAUCUGGGAUAGAAUACAGAAACAUUCAUUAUUAGUCCCAUGUUGAAAGGAUAGGAUUAUGUCUUCACAGUAUUGUAUGAGAUGAAGUGAAUUUUUCAGCGAAAUGUAGUAUUGCUUCAUAAUGAUGUAAUGAUACUUAAGUGAAGUGUUUUCUUCAGUCCCUUGAACUCAGUUGACUCCUUAGUCUUUGUCUCAGUACUUAUCUUAAACCUGUACUGAUCUUGCGUUUAUCAUUAAGUACUUAUUAGAUAGGAGUUUCCUAAACAAUAUUGCUGAUAGGAGAGUAAUUAUUUGGUAUCUAUCUUUAUGAUAGUUUAUUCAUUGCAGGUUUGAGUAUUAUGUAUCUUGUAUAUGUAUAUGUAUGUGAAAUGUUAUUCUUAAAAUAGUUGCUUUGUCAUAUCAGAGAUCACUGAUAUGUUAUCUAAUACUAUCUGUUUUGGGUUGAAGUAGCCAGCAGCCUUGUCAACAGUGUCUGUCAUAUGUGGGAGAGACAGUGUUCUGUGUUAUGUCAUGAUAUACACGUGACAGAGACCAAUGGCUGCGUCAUAGAGUGCUCCAGCAGGCCCACCACCAGCACUACCACCACCCUUUCACUAUAGCCGGGAUGCACAGCGGCAGCCUCUUGCCAACACAGCACCCCAGCCCUGCCACAAUAUCCCUGUGGAUGCUUCCUAACCCUGCUCUCAAGGGGUGCCACGUGCGCCUCUACUCCAGCAAACCACCCCCUGUGCCUUCCUCUUCUGUGGAUGAAAAUCAAAAUGAAACUAAGAUGCCAUCUGCUAAAGAAGAAAAGGAACCAAGAAAAGUGGGAAUGACCACAUCCUCAGAGGACUCCAAGGCUGAGGAGAAAAUGUCCAUUGUGCAGAAAUUCAAGCUGAUGUACAAACAGUACUGGUAUGUGCUGAUCCCAGUGCACGUGGUGACCUCUAUCGUGUGGUAUGGCUCCUUCUUCAUCGCAGCAAAGAGUGGUGUUGAUAUAAUCCCACUGAUGGAGAAACUUGGAGCUGGAGAAAAAAUUAUGUCCCACCUGCAGAGUAGCAAUGCCGGCUACUAUGCAAUUGCCUACGCCAUGUACAAGAUUGCCACCCCAGCAAGAUACACAGUCACUGUUGGAGGAACAACAAUAUCCAUAAACUACCUGAAAAAACGUGGUUACAUUAAGCCUGUGCCAUCCUCUGAGCAGCUCAAGGAGAUGUAUGAAGGUAAAAGGGAGGAGUUCAUUGAAAAGAAAGAUGAGAUUGUGGAAAAGUAUCAGGAAAGGAAAGGAGAAAUAGUUGAUAGGUAUCAGGAGAAGAGGGAAGAAUUCAGAGAUAAGUAUCAAGAGACAAGGGAAGAUAUAAAGGAGAGAUACCAGGAGAAAAGAGAGGAAUUUAAAGGAAAGGUUACAGAAAAAAGGGAUGAAUUUAAAGGCAGACUAGAGGAGAGGAGAGAUAAAUUGGCACAGCUAAGAGAUAGUAUGAAGAAAAGGUGAGGACUCCUCCUUCAAUAAUAUUCUGAUGAUUGUUAUAAAGUUAUGUACAGCAAUGACAGUAACUGUGAUGAUGGGAAGUGUUUUAUGUGGUAUCGGUUCGUCUGACAUGCUGCUGAGUCAUCUUGGGGCUGUUGGUAGUGCUUGUUUGUGUGUGUCUACAGUAGGAGCAGGGGAGCAAGGAAGGACUUGGUGCUUUUGCAUUUGUUGUGAGGACAGCAGGCCAGAUUACUUUUCUGUGAUCUCAAGACUAUACUCAUGGUAAGAUUGCUGACUGCCUUGUAGUGCUUGGCUGGUCCUUUGGGAUACAAGCUGUUUGCUCUCUCAUCCAAAGCUGAAACUACACAAGGACAUUGAUCACAGCUGUAUUUUAUUUCCUUCUGUUUUAGUAACAAGUUUCUUUAUUGAUUGUACAGACAUUUGCAUUCAAGGCAUUAUUUAAUAUCUUGUCAAGAUUAAUUAAUUUCAACUAAGAAUGCUUUAGACUUAAUACAGCUUGUUAUGGAGACUCAUUGAUUGAAUUUAACAUGUGGAUGAGACUGGCAAUCACUCAAAAAUAUUUUUGCCAUUGACACAUGUGACACUGAGUGAAUAUAAAACCUUAUAUAGUUAUACUUGAUUUUUUUAUUUUUUUAUAGUAAAAUUAUAUUAAGUCUUCAAAAGUAAACAAAGCAAGCUUUUUGACACCCUGGAAGUCAGGUGAGAUGUUUUUUUCUCUUUGUCUUUGUAUAUCCAUGUAUACAUGCUCAGCUUUUCCCUGUGAAUAUUCUACUAUCACAGAAGGGAGUAAAUGUUAGGUUGAAUGGCCCGGGUUCAUUCAUCACACGAACAAAUUAAAAUAACGGGAAUGAAUUUUUUAGGUUUAUUCCAUUUUCUUUUUUAGCCUACGUUAACACAGUCAAAGAUGAAGGAAGAUACCCAGAAUAGAUGCAGCCCUGUUGAUAUAAGCACAAAAUAUAUAAAGAAAGCCAAUAUUAUCCUGCUAACACACACCACAAAUAUUCAACAAAUGAGUAAAAAGCACAGAUAUAUAAUUUAAAGCUACUUCAAGUCAAGUCAGAGUUACAAGAGAAAGUAAUAGAUAUACACAGACGCUGUCGGUCGAAUAUGACAUGCCGAAAUACACAGGCAAGCAAAACAUGAAAACUACAAACAAACAACAACCCCCCACACACACACACAAUGGAGAGGUCCCAGAUUCAGUUCUCGAGCAGAGUCGAGACAGAUGGAUUGUCUCCUUUAAUCCCUGCCCUUUGUCCACCAAUACCGGGUGUCAAUCUAAUGUUCAUUUGGAACGGGACCUGGCAGGGGAUUGUGAGGUCAGAACAUUUUAAGACCAUGGUGAGUUACACACACACACACACACACACACACACACACAUAUAUGGAAACGGGACAGCGCGAGCGUAGCUCUUUUCCCGUAUGUCACAACUAGGUAAAUACACACAUGUGAAGGAGUGGAUAGCUAUAUGAGUCUGUUUGCUGAUGAUACUAAGAUAAUGAGAAGAGUGGAAAAAGAGAACAUCUUGCCGCUCCAGAGAGACCUGGACACAGUGUGGGAGUGGAGCAGGAAGUGGGAAAUGGAAUUUAAUACCAAAAAGUGCAGUGUUAUUAAAUUUGGAAAAAGUGGAAUGAGAGUAGAGGGACAUUAUAAGUUGGGUAAGGAUAAGUUAGACAAGAAGAAAGAAGAAAAAGACCUUGGAGUGAUGAUCACAGAAAACUUGUCUCCAGAAAGACAUGUGAAUAAAAUAUCAGCUGAGACAUACAACCUGCUGAGGAACAUCAGAGCAGCAUUCACAUACCUUGAUGAGGACAUGGUAAGGAAAUUAAUUGUGACCUUGAUACGCCCUAGACUAGAAUAUGCAUCAGUGGCUUGGUCGCCAUCACUUAAGAAACAUGUUAGAAAACUGGAGAGGAUACAGAGGGCAGCAACAAAAAUGGCACCUAGUCUGAGCGACCUGCCUUAUGAAGAAAGAUUGCUGAGGCUGAACCUCCCUACAUAAGAAAUUAGAAGAGAAAGAGGAGAUUUAAUAGCGGUGUAUAGGGUGAUGAAUGGUCUUGAGAAAUUGGAUAGAGAUGACCUUUUGAUAAGAGAAGAGAGAAACUUGAGAGGAAAUGGAAAACUGUUGAGAAAAGGAAUUUGUAGAAGAGACAUCAAGAAGAACAGCUUCCUGCAGAGAUGUGUUGGGGUCUGGAAUGGGCUGGAGAGGGAAGUGGUGCAGGCUAAGUCAAUAAGUGCAUUUAAGGCCAAAUUAGACGGAAGUAGGUGGAAAGACGGGACAGCACGAGCAUAGCUCCGUUCCUGUAAAUCACAACUAGGUAAAUACACACACACACACACACUCCGGUAGCUCAAUCAGUUAGAGUGUCGCACUGCAAGGCUUCACAGCCAAACAGGCGAUGGUUCAAGCCCUGCUCAGGCCGGAUUCUUUCCAUUGACUAGGAGUGGUUACUGUCCCCUUGCUGGGGGGUGUGGUGUGUGAGGUCCUGGCGGUACCCAGAGGUCGACAAUAAUGAGCACUUGCUCACGUCAAGAGGGUACCUGCUGGCGAAAGCGAGUCCAACUCGUGAUCAGGCCGUGGUGACACACACACACACACACACACACACACACACACACACACACACACACACACACACUUUGUAUGGGAUAGGGAGAACAUGAGAAGAAACUAAAGAGGACAACAUGCAUUUCAAGAAAUAAUUUUACCUGUAAAUUCACUUAACAGUGAAACUGCCUGGGAUGGAGAUUGUCCAGUCCAAAACCUCUAAGACUCACCGAUUGAGAUACUGAGACAGAACAGACAGUGUGUGUGUGUGUGUGUGUGUGUGUGUGAGACAUUCACCAUGGUCUGAUUAUAAGCAUGACUCAAUUACCAUGCAAUACCCUCCCUGAGUGAGCUUUAAGCUCAUGGGAGAUCUUUGGGUAUGGCUAGAACCUUGCAUCACCCCACACAUACCCAGAAGUAGUACACAACUCCUAACUGACACCCAGUACCCAUUUACUGCUGGAUAAACAUGGGCAUGGAUUAAAGGAGACUGCCCAUCCAUCUCAUGUCUGCUUGGGAAAUGAACAUUGGACCUCUCAGUUGUGAAGCAAAUGUGCUAACCACUGAAGUACAGAGCUACAUGUGUGUGUAGGUGGGGAGUAUUGUGAGUGGCCAUAGCAGUGAGAUUGUGAAUCAACAUGCCAUGCAGAUGUCUUCAGAGAAAGAUAUAUUAAGUAGCAAAUGUUAGACAAAUUUUACUAUGCAUUUCAAGCAGUUAUUUUCUGUUCUGCAUCAAACUUUGUUUCUUUUUUCCAUUGAGAUUGUUUUAUAUACUCAUGUUAGAGUUUUUGUAGUAAAUUGAAAUGGGAUCUCCUAUGACUCCAUGUGAUUCCUGCAAGUACCAUUGGUCUAUUGACUGGCCUGUACUCUGGGACAAAGUGCUGUGAAGUGAGGGAGGGCAGGGAUGGGGCAUGUCCAGUUUCUUUCCCAUGAACAUGUGAGUGAAGCAGGGCUGUGUCCUGCCCCAUCACUUUUCAACACUUGCAUGGACUGGGUAUUAGGCAGAGUAGUGGAUCAAAGUUAUUGUGGAGCAUCUGUUGGCAAUACCAGGGUCACUUAACUUAUUUUUUUGAUGAUGCAGUAAUCCUUGUGGAGUUACUGGAGGUUCUGUUGAGGGCUCUCAAGGUCCAUGGUGUUGUGGAGAUGCUCAGCUUGAGUAUUUGAUGUUAUCAAUAUUUGUGCAAAUGGACAAAGGUCCCUGUCUUAAUCUAUGGCUUUGAAACAUGGACACUGAAUAGUGAGUUGAAGAGGUGGAUUGAUGCCUUUGGUAAUAACUGUCUAUGCAGAAUCAUGGGAUAUUGCUUGAAUGACUGUGUCAGGCCAGUGAUUACUCCGUGAGACCGAUUCAUAUGUCGUGACUCGUAAAUGCCAGCUCCGGCUAUACAGGCAUGUGGCAUGCCACCCAUAAUCCAACCCUGCUCACCGGAUAGUUUCUGUAAGAGACAACCCCAGGUGGAAGAGGUCAAGGAGAUGCCCACAGAGUUUAUAGAUUGAGCAAGUCAAUAGAUCCUGUCCUGAGUACGAGGUACUCAGGAUGGAAAGGGGGCCUAAAUAGAGACUUGUCCAGAGGAAUCCCCAGGAAUGGCAUCAUAGAGUGGCCGAGGCAACACGCCCCCUGGCUUGUGCCCCCAGUGAUUGAUGAACUAGAGAGGAAGUAGCACAGUCUGCUGGGAACAUGCAAGCUUAUGUUUUGCAUGAAACCAUCUAUUUGUAUUUUAACUCAAAUUUUAUACAAAAUUCAAGUUAUAACUGCAGAGCCAGUCACAGUAUAAUUUUCAAAUUUCACUAAUAUUGUGAAAAAAAUAAUCAUAAGUUAUAAAAAGUAAUUCUUCAUUUUCAUAUUUUUCUUCCUAAGUUGAGUAAGUUUUCCAACAGCCUGAUGUGUGCAAGACAUUUUACCACGCAGGAAACAAAGCGCAUAAGUUUGACCUGAAAUUGUUUCAUUGAGAAUGAUUCAGAACAAGGCGUUGGUAAUGAGUUAGGCCACUGACUUCGUUAAGUUGUCCGUAAACUAAAAAUACAUUAUACACAGCUUAGUUUGUUGUGCAGACAAUAGAAAAUAUUGACAUGAAGGAAUAGGCUCAGUAAUAUGUUGUAAAGUAGUAUGUCAGUGUUUGCAUUCUUUAUGCUCUAUUCAUCCCCUAAAAGGGAAUCAAUGAAGGUAUCUUCGUUGUGUUGGUGGUGGUGGUGGUGGUGGUGUCGGUGUCUGUCAGUGUGUACCAUGCUUUGUCAGAUUUCCAAACUCUGCAGAGCUUGCUUGGCAAAAUUCUAACCCUGAAGGAUCAUAUUUAGUGUGUGUGUGCGCGCGGGCUUGCCCGGUGUGGCGUCGUCUGCUAUCUCGUGUCGUGAGACAUCCCAUCCUGAACUGCGCAUCGCGGAACCCAAUCUUUACUAUCCCAGAGUAACUAAGUGAAGCAUCUAAGUUUAAAAAAAGUACCAAGGAGGACCUAAAAAGCGAUGCAAAGCGAAACAAGUCACAAGAAGAAGAAGAGUGAUUGUUGAUAUCCUAGUUAUACACAUACAUACUUCAUUUUCUUUUAAGAUAAUAUAAAUAAACUUGGGUGAGACAGAUCCCGACAAGCAGUCGACAAAGGGCACGGUACCGUGUCGAAAUUCACCCACCCUGUGUACGUAUUCAGGAUGGGAUGGACUAUGACGGAGGGAUGAGAUUUGACGCCACACCGGCGCCGGCGGGAAGGGUGCUCGCGC
Eriocheir sinensis (Chinese mitten crab) is the source of this 7465-nucleotide messenger RNA. RefSeq lists its product as uncharacterized. The transcript has 5 exons. Gene Ontology annotation, cellular component: mitochondrion. NCBI's taxonomy places the organism in Eukaryota, Metazoa, Arthropoda, Malacostraca, Decapoda, Varunidae. Bases 1344 to 2210 code for a protein of 288 amino acids. The record is from RefSeq and is a predicted model, not a curated record.